AUGGCGAGACAGAGAAAGAACAUACGGGCGGAGGAAGAGCUGGAGUUAGAUGAAGUGGAUGCAUUUGACUCAAAUAGGUCCAAAAUACUCUUGGAAAGAGCUGGUGAGUAUGGAAGGGCGACUAAUGGAGAUGAAGAUGAAGAUGAAGAGGAGGAGGAGGAAGUAAUGAAAAUGGGAGAGGAUGUUGAGGAUCUGGAAGAAGGAGAGGAAGAAGGAGAGGAAGAAGGAGAGGAAGAAGGAGAGGAAGAAGGAGAGGAAGAAGGAGAGGAAGAAGGAGAGGAAGAAGGAGAGGAAGAAGGAGAGGAAGCAGGGAAGGAUGAUGAGUAUGAACAAGGGUGGGGAAAAAGACAAAAUUAUUAUGGUGGAGAUGAUGUCAGUGACGACGAAGAUGCGAAACAGAUGACAGAGGAGGCACUUAGACAGCAAAGAAAACACCUUCAAGAUCUAGAAAUGGAUGACUAUAUAGAUGAAGAAAUUACGGAGGAUUGGCAGAAAAAGGCAGAAACGUUUGACAACAUGGAUAACAAGAUUACUGUGCUAGAUACUGGUGCAUCGAUUGACCAACUCAACGAUGAUGAGCGUUUACUUAUGUUGCGUCAAUCAUUCCCUGAGUUUAUUCCCUUAAUGCGAGAGUUUGAAUCGUUGCAGGUGAAAUUUUCAGAAUUGAAUCAAGCAAAAGAUCAAAAUCAAUGUAUACAGAUCAAAAUAGCUGCUCUAGCUGGAUACUUGGCAUCAAUAUCAUCCUAUUUUGCUCUUUUUGUUGACAACUUACAAGACCAAAAUAACUUUACCUCGAUGAAGGAUCAUCCGGUGAUGGAGUCGAUCCUAAGCUCAAGAGAAGUAUGGAGACAAGCCAAUGAAUUACCUACUAGGAUAAUUGAAAACAAAGUGCAAGAAAAAACAGUUGAUGUUGUUUCAAGUAAUAUUGAUGAAAAUGCUUUUGUGGAUGCGAGGGAGAACCACAGUGACGAUUCUAUGGAAAGAAGCGAAGAAGAGGAAGAAUUGUCAUCAUCAUUAUCGUCAUCUGAAGAAGAAGAAGAAGAAGAAGACGUGAUCAUUGACGUGAAUAAACCAAGGGAAAUAAAACGAGCAAUAAGGCCUGCUCAGAAUGAUUUUGCUGAAGGUGAUAUUGAAGAUGUGGAUAUGGAGGAUAAGAGACGUCGUAAAAAGACAUUGAGGUUUUAUACUGCAAAAAUCGACAAAGCUGCAGCACAAAACACCAAAUCAUUAUCGGGAGAUGCCGAUGUGCCAUACAAGGAAAGAUUCUUUGAAAGACAACAAAGACUUAUUGAAGAAGCACGCAAAAGGGGUCUUGACAAGCGGGAUAUUGCAGAUGCAGAUGACGGUGACAUUGAUGGUGAGUUUGUUGAUGAAGGUGAAGGUGAUUUUGAUGAUGAUGGUGACACAGAUUACUAUAACAAACUAAAAGAAAGGAAACAGACGAAACAAGCCAAUAGGAAACUGGCACAUGUUGCAGCAAUUACAGCAGCACGGGAUGGUAAAUUGAGCGAAUUACAGGAAGAAGUUGGUAAUGAUGGCAAGCGUGCUAUUAACUAUCAAAUUCUCAAGAAUAAAGGUCUCACGCCGCAUCGAAAGAAGGAAUAUAGAAACUCAAGAGUUAAAAAGAGAAAACAGUAUGAGACUGCUAAAAAGAAGCUUAAGUCGGUGAGACAAGUCUAUGAUAGUGAGAAGCAUAGAGGUCCUUAUGAAGGUGAAAAGACUGGUAUUAAAAAGGGAAUCUCAAGAUCGGUAAAAUUGGUUUAG
Molecule: messenger RNA, 1764 nt
Organism: Lodderomyces oxycetoniae
Lineage: Eukaryota; Fungi; Ascomycota; Pichiomycetes; Serinales; Debaryomycetaceae
Gene: SAS10
Product: rRNA-processing protein
Exons: 1
Coding region: 1-1764 (587 amino acids)
Biological process (GO): maturation of SSU-rRNA from tricistronic rRNA transcript (SSU-rRNA, 5.8S rRNA, LSU-rRNA)
Cellular component (GO): nucleolus; small-subunit processome
Source: RefSeq, a predicted model, not a curated record